This is a messenger RNA of Lolium rigidum, 2686 nucleotides long. RefSeq names its product putative receptor protein kinase ZmPK1. The record is from RefSeq and is a predicted model, not a curated record. Bases 28 to 2430 code for a protein of 800 amino acids. Gene Ontology annotation, biological process: recognition of pollen; protein phosphorylation. Gene Ontology annotation, molecular function: protein serine/threonine kinase activity; ATP binding. The transcript has a single exon. Lineage: Eukaryota; Viridiplantae; Streptophyta; Magnoliopsida; Poales; Poaceae.
CUCGAGUGCCUCAAGCCUGCAGCAAAUAUGGAUGCACGCUCUACCAUUCUGCUCCUACUAACUUCGAUUCAUCUGCUUUUGCGCAUCUCUGCUCGCGAAUUCCUCUUGCCAGGCUCCUCUCUCUCCGUAGAAGAUAGCUCUGACAUGCUCCAUUCACCAGAUGGUACUUUCACCUGUGGCUUCAAUAACGUUUCCCAUAAUGCAUUUGUCUUCUCUAUUUGGUUCUCCAAUACAGCUGAAAAGACUGUCGUCUGGAGCGCAAAUCACCUCCACCCUGUGUACUCCUUGGGAUCCCAAGUGAUGCUACACAAGGAUGGCCGAAUGGUUGUAGAAGAUUACGAUGGCCAGCUCGUGUGGGAGAAUGGUGUGAACUCUUUAUCAAAUGCCAAACAAGCUCAGUUGUUGGACACAGGAAACCUCAUCGUGAUGGGCCAAGGUGAUAUCAUUCUAUGGCAAAGCUUUGAUUCACCUACCGAUACAUUGCUACCCAAUCAGAACAUUACUGCUGCUACAAAGUUGGUAUCUGCUGAUAGGUUACUAGUUCCUGGGCACUACAGUUUCCAUUUUGAUGAUGAACAUUUACUCACACUGUUUGAUGAUCAGAAGGAUCUCUCUUUUAUCUAUUGGCCAAAGCCUGAUAUUAAUACAUGGGCAAAGCAAAGAAACCCAUUUAGUACCACCACAUUUGGGUUCCUUGAUAGCUGGGGAUAUUUUCUUGGAAGUGAUAAUUUAACUUUUAAGGCUGCCGAUUGGGGUCUAGGGGUUAUGAGGAGGCUAACAUUGGAUUAUGAUGGCAACCUUAGAUUAUACAGUCUAAGUAGGGAAAAGCGAAAAUGGUCAGUCACGUGGAUAGCAUUUCCGACCUGCUUUGUACAUGGUUUGUGUGGUAUGAAUGGAAUAUGUGUGUAUACACCUAUGCCUGCUUGUGCAUGUGCCCCAGGACAUGAGAUCAUCGACCAAAGUGACCGGAGAAAAGGUUGUCGGCCAAAGUUCAACCUCAGUUGCGAUGGGCAGGAGAUGAAGUUUGUGAAACUACCGACCACUGACUUUAUAGGUUAUGAUCAAAGUAAACAUAUUGUUUCCUUUCAUGAUUGCAAGAAGAUGUGCUUGAAUGACUGCAAUUGCAAAGGUUUCUCAUACUGGCAAGGAGGUGGAGCUUGCUAUCCAAAGUCCUCCCUUGUUGGUGGUGUAAGCAGACCGGAUUUAUCUGGUUCUAUCUAUCUCAAGCUUCCUAAGACAUUACAAGUGCCAACAUCCUCAAUUCCUCACUCGCAGCCUUUUGGUCUUGCAUAUGUUCCUAACUGUAGUGCAAUGAACAAAUAUUUCACUGCAAAUUUUCCGGAUGAACCCAAGAGCAGUAAGAGUGGACCACAGUACUGGUACUUCUAUGGAUUUUUAUCGGCGAUAUUUUGUGUAGAGGUAAUAUUUGUGGCACUAGGAUACUGGUUUAUGUUGAAAUGGGAGGGCAAGCAGUUAACAGGAGUAUGGCCAGCUGAGGUUGGCUAUGAAAUGAUAACCAACCAUUUCCGCAGGUACACUUACAAGGAGUUGCAGAGAGCAACUCGAAAGUUCAAGUAUCAGAUUGGGAGGGGAGCAUCUGGUCUUGUAUACAAGGGGGUCUUGAAAGACAAGAGGGCUGUAGCGGUCAAAAGGUUGGAAGACAUAAACCAAGGGGAAGAAGAAUUCCAACAUGAACUGAGUGUGAUUGGGAGGAUUUACCAUAUGAAUCUGGUGAGGGUUUGGGGAUUCUGUUCUGAUGGUCCACACAGGAUACUGGUUUUAGAGUAUGUUGAGAAUGGCUCGUUGGAUAAAACCCUUUUUAGCAGCAAAGGAUCACAAACCUUACUUCAAUGGAACGAAAGAUUUAAGAUUGCUCUAGGGGUGGCAAAAGGAUUGGCCUAUCUUCAUCACGAGUGCUUGGAGUGGGUUAUCCACUGUGACCUGAAGCCUGAGAAUAUACUGUUGGACGAAAACAUGGAGCCGAAGAUCACCGACUUUGGCCUUGCAAAACUUAUGAAUAGAGGUGGAUCCAAUAAAAAUGUAUCGCGGAUUCAUGGAACUAGAGGUUAUAUAGCUCCUGAGUGGGUUUCUAGCCACCCAAUAACAGCAAAAGUUGAUGUGUACAGCUUCGGAGUGGUUCUCCUAGAACUACUGAAGGGGGCUCGUGUUACAGACUGGGCAUCAAAUGCUGACGAGGAAGUGGAAAUGGUUCUUCUUAGGAUGCUUGCAGAAAAUCUGAUGCUGGAGGGCAGCAAACAGUUAUGGAUUACUGACUUCAUUGACUCCAGAUUGAACAGCCAGUUCAAUAACUUGCAAGCAAUAAUGAUGGUCAAGCUGGCUGUUUCAUGCGUAGAAGAAGAUAGUAGGAAAAGACCCACCAUGGAAAGUGUUGUGGAGAUGCUUCUUUCGGUUGAUGAGGCAGUGGCAUAAUUCAGCAGUAUUCUACCAGCUAAAAGAAGAGUUAUUUGAUACAGUAGGCAGCAUCUAUGCAUAUUCUUAGAUCCAAAACAAGAUAUCUAUGAUGUGUAUCCAUGUAAAUCAAGAACUGCAUGAGUCGCUUGUAUACCAAUAUUAAAUUUCGUAUUUGACCACACUAUGCCAGGUUAUGUAUUGGCAUAACACUAAUAUUUGUGCAAAGGCUAUACUAGUAUGUAUUGUAAAGAAGUUAAGAUUUUGUGUGAUCACU